CCCUCUGCUACGACGAUACCGGCUCUGAUGAAUACUUGAGUAACUCAGAUAGCUAUAUUGAUAAAUCUGAUUUGGGAUCAGAUGAUUAUAAUAACUACAAGUCUAAUUAUGAGUUCGAUAAUGAAGAAGCUUCCUGCGCUUCAACCAGCACUACCAAAGCUAUAAAAGAUUGA
Messenger RNA from Racocetra persica, 173 nucleotides. Lineage: Eukaryota; Fungi; Glomeromycota; Glomeromycetes; Diversisporales; Gigasporaceae. The record is from the annotation of a GenBank genome assembly.